Messenger RNA from Coregonus clupeaformis (lake whitefish), 2842 nucleotides. RefSeq names its product transmembrane protein 59. The record is from RefSeq and is a predicted model, not a curated record. NCBI's taxonomy places the organism in Eukaryota, Metazoa, Chordata, Actinopteri, Salmoniformes, Salmonidae. The transcript has 8 exons. The coding region runs from base 204 to 1226 and encodes 340 amino acids.
ACUGUUGAGUGCAGAGCGCACAAAGACCGUGCGCGCAGCAGCGUGAGUGUGAUGGUUUUUGGAGUGACGACACCACAAAAUCAUAGCACAAGAUUACCGAAGCAGAUUGAAAUCGGGUUGAAGCAUCAUCCAUCCGAGAAGCUCAGAGUCCACUAAAAGCGCCAGUGUUCGUCCAGACGGUGGUGAUCAAAUCCGGCUUUGAAAUGCUUCAGUUCGGCGGCAGGGUGUGCGGUGUCUCCGCUGUCGUCUCGCUGCUUCUGGCGGGGCUGGCAGCUGCGUCUUCUGAUCUAUUUGACAACCAACUAGGCGACAUCAAUUACUGCAAAAAGCAAUGCCAGAUUACCAUCAAAAACAAAAGCCCAGCUAAAGACUCCAUUCUGAAUGCCUGUCACCGUGGUUGCCGUCUUUACUCCAUCUGUCAGUUUGUGAAUGGAAAUGCUGGCUUCAACACCAGCAGGGAUGAGUGUCAAGGAGCCUGCCAGGAAGCGUACAGCAAGCUGCUGGAGCAGGAGUCAUGCAGCACCGGCUGUGCCAGCCAGCCCUCUGAACCUGAGAUCAAGAGGAGGAAGCUGAAGGCCAUGGCCCACCGUCCCAUGCCCCCCUCCGUCAUAGACACCGUGUCCAGCUGGUGUAACGACAUCGUCAGCUCUGCACAGAGCUUCAUCUCCUCUACUUGGACCUUCUACCUGCAGGGUGACGACGGCAAGGUGCUCAUCUUCCAGAGCCAGCCGGAGAUCGAGUACACUCUGCCGGAGAUGCAGGCUCCCCGCUCCAAUGUGGCAGACAAGCCCUGGCCACAGAUCCACUCCCACACACAGAGACCCCAUGGUGUGAAAGGACAUGGGGAGAAGGGAGCAGCCAAGGCAGGAGGCAAGGGCAAGCACCCAGCAGUCCAGCAACAUACGGAAGACCCAACCGCUGAGCAUGACUUCCUGGGAUGCAUGUCAAGGCGCUCUGGGCUGCCUCGUUGGAUCCUGGCUGCCUGUCUCUUCCUGUCCAUCAUGGUGAUGUUGUGGCUGAGCUGUGCCAGCCUUGUCACUGCACCAGAACAGCACAUCAAAACACAGCUGAGCAUCAACGGAGACAAGGAGUUUCUGGAUGACGUCCAGAAGGUCAACCCCUACCAUCUGACCCCUGUGAUUGCUGUAGCCAUCGACCAACCAGAGGAGAGCGAGGAGGCGGGACCACUGCCAGUGAAGGUUGACAUCAACAAGACAUCUCUCUAGGGGACCAAUGGGAGUGGAUCACUGCUUUCUGGGGUAACCAUUUCAUAAAACCUCCCUCAGUAAAAGAGGGAGAACAGAAACACACCAACACACACACAAUAUUUUUUAUACAUGCAUGGCACCAUCCCUUCACAACAGGUUUGUCCCAUCUUUCUCUAACGAGUCUGCCCAUCAGAUGUUAGCCUGUUGUGCUUGUCUGUGCAGAAUACAGAUUUGCUAGAUUCAUACUGUCCAUUGUUAAACGACACUAAGAGCUUGGAGAUCAAGUUGUCACCACCUUCUUGUACCUAUCAUUUUAUACUUGACAAUGCAAUUGCUUAAGGCUUAUUUAAUGGACAGUUUAACUAUUAAAUGUAACUACUUAGAUCUGUCUGUGAGAGAGUCAAGGAGAACAUGUGAAUGAGUGCUGAAAGCUUUUCAAGCUUUUGAUGUACAAGGGGAAAAGAGAAAGGACACACACAAGGGAUUGAAAUUGAAGGUGAAUAACUGUUUUCCUCAUGCUCUUACAUACUGGAAUUAAUUGGUGACUUGCAGAGAGAGAAAAGCAAUUGAGAUGUUCAAAAUGCUUUGAAAGGUAUCUUGUGAACGCUGCAGGAGACAAUAGCUACCAGUGUUCACCUUUGAUGCUGUGUUUGAUGUGUUUGAGUAUGACUGAUGUCAACUGUGAGAAGCAAAUAUACAUUAUAGGUCUCAUUUUCCUGAAUGAAAGAGAAUUCUCAGAUCAGAUGAAACACCUAAUUUCAUUGAAUUCGGACAUUUGGCAGACAAAGGAAUUGUGCUCAAAUUAUGUUGGCUGGGACACCCACAGCUAACUGUGUGUGUGUGUUUGAGGAAAAUCAAAUGAGUGCUUGCUGUAUUUAUUUAUUUAUUUAUUUAUUUAUGCCUUUGUGUAUUUAUUCAGAACCAAUAACAUAAGGUACCUGUUCGAUAGUGUAAUUGAAGUGCCAUGUAAAUGCUCAUCUAUCCAAAUCUAUCCUAUUGUUAUGACUGUAAUAAAACAUUGUACCCCUUUUUCCCAGAUUUGAAAAGAGACUAAUAUUAAGACUAAUAUUAUUGUUAUUACUGUAUCUCUUCAAGGGUUAGGCCUAUUAACUCUGAAAUGUUUCAUGCACUUUCUAAUAGUAGACGGUUCUGUAUUCUAUACGAGCACAUAAUGAAGGGAUGACCAAUGUGAUGCGCAAUGCAAAGCUUUUAGAAUAGACCUUUGUUAUCGAGUUACACAGUCAAUGAGAUUUCAGUUCUCCUCAGUGAUGUUGAUGUCCAGUUAAGCUAUUUUUUCAUUUUGCCUAGUCACAGUGCAUGCUAGUAUGCUACAACACAUUACAUUAAACCACCCAUCUCAGUAGCAGGAAACUAAUGUAGACUUGUGAUUUUUGUGUUUCUUAUUUAAAUGUUGAAUAGAAUGUUAUGAUAAUAAUCUCAUGAUUUAAGUUAGGGAAAGAAACCAGAUGGAUAUAUCUAUAAGCCAUUCAAUAUCAGUCCUGGUUCAAGUGAAAGUUACAGCUUCAUGUAGGAAGUGAUAGGAGUUUCAAACUGUAAUGGUUCCUUCUUAUCUAUUUGUUUUCAAUGAAAUGAAAUAUGACAUGAUGAAUAAAGUGUUUUCAUGUUAAACGUAA